UUCACACAAAUCUUCUGUAAAUUUAAGUUUAAUUGUUUUCUUUAUUUCAUUGCGCGGCUUUGUGACUUUUUAAUCAAGGUUAAUUGUGUCAGCUCAUUUUUAUUUUUCAUGAUUCAUCAUGACUGCCAUCUCAUUAGAUAAGGAUGCCUUUUUCAGGCGUGCUAAAAGGUUUUACCAGAGUUGGAAAAAUCCGUCUAAUGAAGUUAACCUGAGUGAGGUAGAUGCCAUCGUCUUUUGUGUUGGCUCGGAUGAUGAUGUUACCUACAGUAAAUCAAUUGCCCUGCAGACAUGGUUGUUUGGCUAUGAAUUGACUGAUACUAUAAUUGUUCUUGCUGAAAAAUCUAUUCAGAUAUUGGCCAGUAGGAAGAAAGUCGAUUUCCUCAAAGCCAUUGAAUCCAGUAAAGAGAAUGAGAAGGAUGUUCCACCAGUCAGUCUUUUGAUUCGUGAUAAAGCAGACAAAGAUCAAGCCAAUUUCGCUAAACUGAUUGACACCCUUUCUAAAAGUCAAAAUGGCAAGAAGAUAGGUGAAUUCAGCAAAGAUAAGUUCUCAAAUGAAUUCCUAGAUGGAUGGAAAAAAUUAUUUGAAAGCAAGAAUUUCAACACUGUUGAUGUCAGCUCCCAAGUGGCUUACAUAAUGGCUCCUAAAGAGGAUUCGGAAGUUGAAAUUCUGAAGAAAGCUUGUGGAAUCACCGUUGAAGUCUACUCUAAAUAUUUGAGGGAAGAAAUAACGGAGAUAAUCGAUUCUGACAAAAAAGUAAAACAUACAAAAUUAACUGAGGGAGUCGAUAAAGCUAUGCAAGAUAAAAAGUACAUCAAAAACCUGGAUUUACAGUCUGUUGAUGUAUGUUACACACCAAUCAUCCAAUCCGGGGGUAAUUACAGUCUCAAGUUUAGUGCUACCAGUGACAAGAAUAAUUUACACUUUGGAGCUAUCAUUUGUGCUCUUGGCGCUCGUUAUCGACAAUAUUGUUCGAACAUUGUCCGGACCAUUUUAGUUAAUCCAUCACAAAAGCAACAAGAUCUUUAUGAUUUCUUGAUAACCGCUCUUGAUGAAGUUAUUAACAAGCUUCAAGAUGGCGUCAAGCUGUGCGAUGUAUACAAAGUUGCUCAAGAUAUGGUCGAAAAAAAGUAUCCAGAUUUGUUAGAUAAAAUGACCAAGAACAUUGGUUUCGCAAUGGGAUUGGAAUUCAGAGAAUCUUCCCUUCUUAUCGCUCCUAAAGUAACCGCUGUAGCCAGAAAAGGAAUGGUUUUCAACGUAGCCAUAGGUUUUUCAAAUCUCAUUAAUGAUGAGGCUAAAGAUAAAGAAGCAAAGGUUUAUGCUUUAUUCGUUGCUGAUACAGUCUUGGUAAAUGCUGGAAAACCAGCUGAAAUUUUAACCAAUGCUAAAAGGAAACUUAAAAGUGCGGCUAUCUUUUUAAAAGACGAGGAAGAAGGGUCCGAAGAAGAGGAAGAAGAAUCAAAACCACAAAUUGAUGAAGAGUUUUUGGGACGAGCUGGUCGUCGAACUGCUAUUCUUAAUUCAAAAUUGAGAACUGAGGCAUCAACUGAGGAAAAGAGAAAAUUACAUCAGAAAGAGCUUGCCGAGCAAUUGAAUGAGGCUGCAAAAGCCCGAUUGGCUCAAAAGUCAGGUGGAAAGGAGCAGCAAAAAGUCAGAAAAUCAAACGUCUCUUACAAAUCGAUGAAUCAUAUGCCUAAAGAUCCUGAAAUAACUGAAUUGAAAAUAUUCGUCGAUCGAAAAUAUGAAACUAUUAUUCUACCAAUUUAUGGUUUACCUGUACCAUUCCACAUAUCUACAAUCAAAAACAUUUCACAAUCAGUCGAAGGUGAUUAUACUUAUCUCCGAAUAAAUUGUUUUCACCCUGGUUCUACGCUAUCCAAGAAUGAAAGCGGAAUGUAUUCCAAUAUAGAUGCUACAUUUGUGAAAGAGAUAACAUACCGUGCCACCAAUGUUAAAGAGCCUGGAGAAAUAUCAGCUCCGUCUUCCAAUCUGAAUACUGCUUUUCGUUUAAUCAAAGAGGUCCAAAAGAAAUUCAGAACUCGAGAAGCUGAAGAAAGGGAGAAAGAGGGUAUUGUUAAGCAAGAUACCCUGGUCAUUAGUAACAACAAAGGAAAUCCAAAAUUGAAAGACUUAUAUAUCAGACCAAACAUUUAUUCUAAACGAAUUUCUGGUACUUUAGAAGCACAUGUGAAUGGUUUUAGGUUCACCUCUAUAAGAGGAGAUAAAGUGGACAUCCUUUAUAACAACAUUAAACAUGCAUUCUUCCAACCGUGUGAUGGUGAAAUGAUCAUUUUGAUUCACUUCACUUUAAAAAAUGCCAUAAUGUUUGGUAAAAAGAAACAUGUUGAUGUUCAAUUCUAUACUGAGGUGGGAGAAAUUACAACAGAUCUGGGAAAACACCAGCAUAUGCAUGACCGUGACGAUCUUGCUGCCGAACAAGCUGAAAGGGAAUUACGAGGAAAGCUCAAGUCUGCUUUCAAAAACUUCUGCGACAAUGUUGAAGCCAAAACAAAAGGAGAAAUUGAAUUUGAUACUCCUUUCCGAGAUUUGGCAUUCCCUGGUGUUCCUCAUAGAAGUAUCGUCAAUCUUCAACCAACUUCCUUCUGUUUGGUUAAUCUUACUGACUGGCCUCCGUUCGUUAUCACCUUAGAUGAAGUUGAGUUAGUUCAUUUUGAAAGAGUUCAAUUCCAUCUCAAAAACUUCGACAUGGUUUUUGUCUUUAAAGAUUACCACCGUAAAGUAGCCACGAUUGGAGCAGUUCCUAUGGCUAUGCUAGACCAUGUAAAAGAAUGGCUUAAUCAAUGUGAUAUACGCUAUACCGAAGGUAUCCAGUCUUUGAAUUGGGCCAAAAUUAUGAAAACCAUCACUGAUGAUCCUGAAGGAUUCUUCGAUCAAGGAGGUUGGUCGUUCUUGGAUCCAGAUAGCGAUGCCGAGCAAGAAGAUGAAGACGACGAAGAUGAAGAGGAUGAACAAUAUAAUCCGACUGAAGAGAGUGAUUACGAAGAUGAAUCAGAGUCUGAUGAAUCAGGCUCUGAUGUUACUGAAAGUGAAUCUUAUUCAGAUGACUUGGGAUCUAGUGAAGAAAGUGGCAAAGAUUGGUCUGAAUUAGAAGAAGAAGCUGCUCGCGCUGAUAGAGAAAAGGAUUAUGAAGAUCAGGAAGUCGACCAAACUCGGGGCAAAAAGUAUUCUAAAACUAAACCAAGUUCGUCAUCAUCAUCCUCUAAGCAUCAUCAUAAAAGUCCUAUGAAGAAUGGAUCUAAAAGACCGCGAGAAGGUUCCGAUCACAAGAAAAAGAAGUUCAAAAAAUGAAAACAACAACAACCUUAACAUUGCGUUCAACCGAUACUCUUAGGAAUUUUAAUACAAUUUUUCGUUACAAUCACUGUUCACUAUGGGAUUAUCAUUCGUGCGAAUUCACAACUAUGCAUGAAUGCAUAGAUUUCUCAUACAACAUUAUUACAUUCAUCUCUAAUUUUUCUGAUACAUCACGUGAAAAAGCGAAAGUUAAUUUUAUUAACUUAAUUUUCACAUAAUUUACGUCAUUUGUUGCAGUAAAAAAGAAAACCCAUUGUACAUUGAUCAUUCAUCCAAGCACUUCAAAACGUAAAUUACAGUAAAACUGAGCAAAACAUUUGAUUCUUAGAAACAAGAAAAUGACAAAAAAUGUUAUGUUCAAUGUCAACUUUAUAUACAAAAAUGAAUGAAUUCUUUACAUGAGUAAAUAAAAUUUCGUCCAAUAAAUUGUGAA
Molecule: messenger RNA, 3746 nt
Organism: Tetranychus urticae (two-spotted spider mite)
Lineage: Eukaryota; Metazoa; Arthropoda; Arachnida; Trombidiformes; Tetranychidae
Gene: dre4
Product: SPT16 homolog, facilitates chromatin remodeling subunit dre4
Biological process (GO): transcription elongation by RNA polymerase II
Cellular component (GO): FACT complex
Molecular function (GO): nucleosome binding
Source: RefSeq, a predicted model, not a curated record